Molecule: messenger RNA, 1047 nt
Organism: Ricinus communis (castor bean)
Lineage: Eukaryota; Viridiplantae; Streptophyta; Magnoliopsida; Malpighiales; Euphorbiaceae
Product: peptidyl-prolyl cis-trans isomerase FKBP13, chloroplastic
Exons: 5
Coding region: 94-780 (228 amino acids)
Cellular component (GO): chloroplast
Molecular function (GO): peptidyl-prolyl cis-trans isomerase activity
Source: RefSeq, a predicted model, not a curated record
GGCUGUUCUUGCCAGUCCCACCAUUAACAAUAGUGAAGAAUAGCAGAACCCAAUCUUGUUCUUACCUCUUUCCAAAAAUCUGGUUUUGUGGAGAUGAACUCUUUAACAUUCUCAGUUGGGAAUUAUAAUCAUACACCCACAAAACUCAGAAUAUCAAACACAUCACUACCAAUUAGUAGUAAUCCUGACACAGCACAGCCACCAUCAAAUCUGAAAUUCAAAUCCUCAGCCCAUAACCAGGAAAGCUAUAACUGUCAACAAAAGGCAAGCCAAGUAAGUCUUCUGAAGAGAAGAGAAGCAAUUGGUGUUGGGUUUUGUAUAGGCCUUGUUGAUGUUCUUUUGCAAUCAAAGCCAACUGCAGCAGCUGAAGCAGCAGCAGCAGCAGCAGCAGCAGGAGGUCCAUGUGAACUAACUGUUGCUCCUUCUGGCCUUGCCUUUUGUGACAAGGUUGUGGGAAUUGGCCCUGAGGCCGUCAAGGGACAGCUUAUCAAGGCACAUUAUGUUGGGAAAUUGGAGAAUGGAAAGGUCUUUGACAGCAGUUACAAUAGAGGAAAGCCUCUCACAUUUCGUGUAGGUGUUGGUGAGGUGAUCAAAGGAUGGGAUGAAGGAAUUCUUGGUGGUGAUGGAGUUCCUCCUAUGCAAGCUGGUGGAAAACGCAUAUUGAAGCUUCCUCCAGAUCUUGGAUAUGGCAUCAGAGGUGCUGGCUGCAAAGGAGGGUCAUGCAUCAUUCCUCCAGACUCAGUGCUCUUGUUUGAUGUGGAGUUCAUUGGAAAGGCAUGAAAUGCCAGAUCUUACCACCCCGUGUACAGCAUAAUAUUGAGAUUUAGUUGCCUUUCUAAUUGCCUGGGAAGAGGAUUAUAUAUAUAUAUAUAUAUAUAUAUAUAUAUAAAUAUUUAUUGUUUCAUAGUAUUCUAAAUCUUACUUUAACUCGAAAAGAAUUACUUGUGUGUAAUUUUGGAGAUAAAUAGAGUUGGUGAUUGUAUUUGAUAAAUAAUUGCUCUUAAAUUUUGAAUAACAUUGGUGAUUAUAUUAAGUUGUUGCUCGAUA